This is a messenger RNA of Camellia sinensis, 1310 nucleotides long. RefSeq names its product cytochrome P450 714C2-like. Gene Ontology annotation, molecular function: oxidoreductase activity, acting on paired donors, with incorporation or reduction of molecular oxygen; iron ion binding; heme binding. The record is from RefSeq and is a predicted model, not a curated record. Lineage: Eukaryota; Viridiplantae; Streptophyta; Magnoliopsida; Ericales; Theaceae.
AUGGCAAGGCCAGGCACGAUUGGGCUCGUUUCACCUUCCCAUUGUUCGAGCAUUGGUCGAGUCAGUAUGGUCAAAGAUACCACUUUGCUUUGGGAAAUAAGCCUUUCCACAUCAUUGAAAUUGGGAAAACCUUUUUUUCUACAAAAGAAUUCAGAAACCUUGCUUGGUAAUGGCAUACUUACCUCAGAUGGAGAGUUCUGGGCUCACCAAAGAAAAACCAUUGCUCCUGAGUUCUAUGCCGAUAAAGUUAAGAAUUUGGUGCACAUAAUGUUGGACUCUGCAAAGAAACUAAUAAACACAUGGGAGACUGAAAUAGAAAAACAAAGUGGGACAGCAAAUAUAAAGGUUGAUAAGGAUCUACACAGCUUUGCUUCAAUUGUCAUCUCUGAAACUUUGUUUGGGCAUAGCAAUUCCAAAGUCAUCAAUGAAUUGCAAGCAAGGUUCAAGUGUCUCGAAAGGGCCAUGAAAACUCCAAUCCUAGUCGGCGGGAUUCCUGGUUUGUGGUAUGUUCCAAUGAAGAGCAACAUAGAAAAAUGGAUAUUGAAGAAAGAGAUACAUUCACGAAUUAUGCAUAUUGUCAACGAGCAUUCAUCUAAGGUAGAAGUGCUACAAUCGAUCAUCAAUGGAGCUAAGAUGAGUGCUCUAGGACCUGCUGCAGUAGAACAACUCAUAGUCGACAACUGUAAGCAUGUUUACCCAGCAGGGCUUGAAAGCACAGCAAACACUGCAGCUUGGACCUUGAUGUUGCUUACAACCCAUCCAGAAUGGCAAGAUCGUGCCCAUGCGGAGGUUGCUGAACUUUGUGGAGAAAGCUUGCCGGAUGCCGCUAUGCUUAGCAAAAUAAAAGUGUUGACAACAGUGAUCCAAGAAGCAUUAAGACUCUACCCUCCUGGCCCCUUCAUAGCAAGAGAAACCCUAGAAGAUAUGAAAUUCGGAGACCUUGAAAUUCCAAAAUGUGUUGGUGUUUGGGUUGCUAUGAUGCCACUUCACCAUGACCCUGAACUCUGGGGUCCUGACCCAAGCAAAUUUAAUCCAGAGAGGUUUGCUAACGACAUAGGAAGUGCUUGCAAAAUGCCUCAAGCAUAUAUUCCUUUCGACAAUGGUCCCCAUAUCUGUGCUGGACAAUUGUUUGCAAUGCUAUAGAUAAAGGUUGUCUUGGCUAUCAUCCUAUCCAAAUUUUCCAUUUCACUUGAUCCAAAUUAUAUCCACUCCCCAGUAAUGGAGAAUAUUAUACGACCAGGACAUGGAGUGAACCUCAUAAUGCACAGGUUAACUAAGUGAAUCCUUGAGAAGUACUGAAUAAUCGUAUC